This is a messenger RNA of Trametes versicolor FP-101664 SS1, 1215 nucleotides long. RefSeq names its product RNI-like protein. Gene Ontology annotation, biological process: activation of GTPase activity; nucleocytoplasmic transport. Bases 1 to 1215 code for a protein of 404 amino acids. Lineage: Eukaryota; Fungi; Basidiomycota; Agaricomycetes; Polyporales; Polyporaceae. Gene Ontology annotation, molecular function: GTPase activator activity; small GTPase binding. Gene Ontology annotation, cellular component: cytosol; nucleus; perinuclear region of cytoplasm. The transcript is spliced from 2 exons. The record is from RefSeq and is a predicted model, not a curated record.
AUGUCUUCCGUCUUCUCUCUGCUCGGCCAGGGCCUCAAGCUGAAUUCUCGCGCCGACAUCGAGACGCACCUCGCCGGGGUCGACCCGACAGUGAUCGAGGAGAUCCAUCUCGGAGGGAACACCAUCGGUGUCGAGGCCGCACUGGCCCUCGCGGACUUCCUCGCGAAGACGACUCGUCUCAGGGUCGCGAACUUCGCCGACAUCUUCACCGGCCGCCUGAUCUCGGAGAUCCCGCCCGCGCUCUCCGCCAUCUGCGACGCGCUGAUCGACAAGCCGACGCUCGUCGAGAUCGACCUGAGCGACAACGCGUUCGGCGGGCGCUCCGUCGACCCGCUCGUCCCCUUCCUGUCCUCUGCGCGCUCCCUCCGCGUCCUCAAGCUCAACAACAACGGCCUCGGUCCCGCCGGCGGUACCGUCAUCGCCGACGCGCUACACACGCUCGCGAGCUCGCUCCCCAAGGACACGCGCUCGAACCUCCAAACCGUCAUUUGCGGCCGCAAUCGGCUCGAGGACGGUUCCGCCACCGCGUGGGCGGCGGCGCUGCGCGCGCAUGGGACGCUCCGUGAGGUGCGCAUGCCGCAAAAUGGCAUCCGCAUGGACGGAAUCACCGCAUUGGUUCACGGGCUCGCGGCGAACGAGAGCCUAGACUACCUCGAUCUGCAGGACAACACGUUUGCCGCAGAGGGCGCGAAGACGAUGGCGGCGGAGCUCAACCGCGGUUCGUGGCCGCUGCUCAGGCAGUUGAACCUAUCCGAUUGCGUCCUUGGAGAGGAGGGCGAGGUGUCCCCCGUUGUGGAGGCGCUCGCAAAAGGCCUGCACGGCAAGCUGGAGAUCCUCCAGCUCCAGAACGACAACCUCGAGACCGAGGCGUUCUCUCUGCUCGCGGGCGUCGUCGGCAAGCUCCCGAAGCUGCGCAGAGUGGAGGCGCAAUGGAACGAGGUCGACGAAGAAGAUGAGGGCGUCAUUGCACUGUUGACUGCUCUCAAGCAGCAGGGUGGCAAGCUCGUCCUGAACGAUGAUGACGAAGAAGAGGACGAGGAGGAGGAAGCCGCGGAAGAGGAGGAAAAGGAGAAGGCUCCUGCGCAAGAAGCUACCCCUGCAGUACAACCCGCCGGCACUGUGGUCCCUGCAGCCUCAGAAUCAGGACCCGAGUCUGCCACAGACAGAGCCACCGACGCGCUCGCGGACCUGCUGGGGAAGGUCUCCAUCCACUGA